Molecule: messenger RNA, 811 nt
Organism: Canariomyces notabilis
Lineage: Eukaryota; Fungi; Ascomycota; Sordariomycetes; Sordariales; Chaetomiaceae
Exons: 6
Coding region: 187-762 (191 amino acids)
Biological process (GO): glutathione metabolic process
Cellular component (GO): peroxisome; mitochondrion
Molecular function (GO): glutathione peroxidase activity; glutathione transferase activity
Source: RefSeq, a predicted model, not a curated record
CUUGGCCUCAGCAUCGGGGUUUCUAAGACCUUGAGCUCCCUACUGAAUACACGUCACUGCAGGCUACGGCUCACAGUUCCAUAUAUUUCACGAUGUUGAGUUUGUGAGUCUUCACACUCUAGCAUAUCACUGUCUACUUUUGAUUGUCGUUGCGGUUGCCGCCCCCUUUCUACGAAGAUUGCUGCGAUGGCCCGUCCCAAGAUCACGCACUACGUCGACAUGCUCAGUCCGUUUUCUUAUACGGCAUACCACAUUCUCCGUCACGAUGCAGUCUUUAUGGAGUGCGAUAUCACCCAUGUGCCAGUCUCCCUCGUGGGCUUGAUGCAGAAGUGUGGCAACACACCACCGAUCAUGAUCAAGAACAAGGACCACUGGACCCGCCGUGAACGGCUCCGCUGGGCAAGCGCCUUUUCCGUCCCCAUGACGGUGCCUAUCCCGCCCGACUUCCCUGGGCCGGCACAGCUCCCCAUCAUGCGCGCCUUGUGCGUCGUCUCUGCCUCCCGACAGGGAGGAGGACGGGAAGGCCAAGACCACGGCCAAAACCAAGACCAAGACCAAACCCAUCUUUUCCACAGAGCACUCGACGUAUUCUUCGCCAAGCAAUGGGGCCCGAACGCGGUAGCGACGCAUAACGAGCCCGGGCUGCUGCAGACGACGCUGAGGGACCUGUUUGGCGCUGAGGAGGCGGCGAGGAGUACUCCUCAUCGAGUCCGAGACAACAGGCGACCAACUCCUCACGGCCAACACAGACAGGGCCUUUGACGAGGGUGCCUUUGGCUUGCCCUGGAUGGUGUGCACUAGCACGGCGGGC